CGGGCGAAGUGCGUGCCGGCCGACCUGGGCACGGCCGCCGGGCUGCAGCGGGUGCGGGACGCCGUGCGGGACCUGCCGGGGGAGGCUGGGCUGGAGCGGCUGCUCCUCAUCAACAACGCGGGGUCUCUUGGAGACGUUUCCAAAUUCUUUGUGGAUUUUACCAGCCCGGACGAAGUCAACAGCUACUUGGCCUUCAAUGUCACCUCAGCACUUUGCCUCACUUCCUCUAUCCUCAAGGCCUUUGGAAAACGCCCCGGUUUGCACAGAACAGUCGUUAACAUCUCUUCGUUGUGUGCCCUGAAGCCCUUCAAGAGCUGGACGUUGUAUUGCACUGGAAAGGCCUCGCGAGACAUGAUGUUCCAGGUCCUGGCACUUGAAGAGCCAGACGUUCGAGUUCUCAACUAUGCCCCAGGUCCUCUGGAUACAGACAUGCAGGAGCUGGCUCGCACCCAGACGGGAGAUGCUGAAUUGCGCCAGUUCUUCCUUGACCAUAAGGAGAGCGGGCAGCUGCUGGACUGCAGCGUGUCCGCCCAGAAGUUAGUGACCCUUCUGCUGGAUGACACGUUCACCUCCGGGGUGCACAUAGACUUCUACGAAAGCUGAACGUUCGCCCUCUUUGCUUCUCUCCCCAGUGCUGAGUUUUCUGCUGCUUAGUUGCCUGUAAAACACCUACUUUCCAGAAGCCUUCGUGCAAUGGGUGUGAAUAUCUGCGUCACAGGGGAGCUGCAGUUUUCAUAGCAUCUUUCAUCUGAGGGUCUCUGGGGGCUUUGCGAAUACGAACUGAACCUCCCAGCAGCAUGAUAGGGGUGGGGAAGACUUAUUCUGUCCUUUGUGACAAACAGAGACAGAGAAUGGAUGCUUAUGGCCAAAAUCAGCAAAGUCUGAUUUCUGUCCUGAGGAGCUGACAAACAUCCAGUCCUCCUGCUGCUCUGCCUGGGUCAGUGCCCCCCUGCACAGAACAGCAUAUGGGAUCAGGGAUUUAAAGGCAAGUGGAAGAGACACGGAGAUGUUUGCGAGGGAAGUGGAGGAUUGGGGUAACAGAGCUGUACUCUCUCGUGGCACAUGGAUAGGGAGCGACAUAUCUACAGACACUACAGAGCUUUGCUGGGAACGCCCAUUCUGCCAGCAAAGCUGAAUGCAUCUCCACUCAGCACGCCUCUUGGGUGGCAGGUGUGGUGAUCAGAGCGGCAUUGCUUCUUUUAAAUUCCUUAUCUUCAGUCCCUGCCUCUUUUCCUUCUACUUCAGGCUUUUAGGCAUGUUGAAGGUAUCGGUCAUGCCCUCUUUAUACCCGUCUCUUCCUCCGUGCUUAGCGUGUAAUUCGAAAAAGAGUGGAGCUGUGUGCCUUUGAAAUUGAUUUUUUGUGAUCAGACUCUUACUGAUUUGCAUUUCCUCCAUCUUCUGCGAAACAUGUACCAUUGCUGGAAAAAAAUAAAAAAAAGAGGAGGUU
Messenger RNA from Gavialis gangeticus (Gharial), 1447 nucleotides. It is a transcript of the gene SPR, whose product is annotated as sepiapterin reductase (7,8-dihydrobiopterin:NADP+ oxidoreductase). The record is from RefSeq and is a predicted model, not a curated record. NCBI's taxonomy places the organism in Eukaryota, Metazoa, Chordata, Crocodylia, Gavialidae. The transcript is spliced from 3 exons. The annotation marks the transcript as partial. Gene Ontology annotation, biological process: tetrahydrobiopterin biosynthetic process. Gene Ontology annotation, molecular function: sepiapterin reductase (NADP+) activity.